Messenger RNA from Elaeis guineensis (African oil palm), 2692 nucleotides. RefSeq names its product alternative NAD(P)H-ubiquinone oxidoreductase C1, chloroplastic/mitochondrial. Gene Ontology annotation, biological process: aerobic electron transport chain; phylloquinone biosynthetic process. Gene Ontology annotation, cellular component: chloroplast. Gene Ontology annotation, molecular function: NAD(P)H dehydrogenase (quinone) activity. The record is from RefSeq and is a predicted model, not a curated record. NCBI's taxonomy places the organism in Eukaryota, Viridiplantae, Streptophyta, Magnoliopsida, Arecales, Arecaceae.
GCUCGCUUCAUCCAGAUCCAAUAGCUGCAACAAAACAGCGCCAUCCAAUCCCUCUCCCCACCCCCUUCACCCGCCGCUUCGGCUCCUAGGGUUUGGCCCUUCUCCGGCGACCGCUGCCGUCAGCCACAGCGAUGAGCCAAUUGGGCGGGCGGUGCUGCCCGAUUCUGGGCGGAGGACCCGCCGUGAACGGCCCGAGGAGGGCAGAGAUCCACCCCCAAAGCAGAAGGCAGCUCGCCCACUUUCGUUCGCCGCGCUUGUGGAGAGCCAUGGCCUCCAGAGAACCGUUUAAAGGUAAAGCAACUCAAAAUCAGUGGGAGAAAUUGUUUCUGGAUUGUACAAGGAGAUACACCAGCGAUUUAUCUAUAUUUGGCAAGACUCCUGUAAGGUUCUUUUGCAGUAUUUCAUCAUCCAGAGUACAAGAUAACAGAUUUGUUCGACACAGUUCUGAAGGUGAAACAGAACUUCCAUCAUACACAUGGCCAGAUAACCAGAGACCAAGGGUCUGCAUUUUAGGUGGUGGAUUUGGGGGCUUAUACACUGCUUUAAGAUUGGAGUCUCUUGUAUGGCCUGAUGAUAGAAAGCCUCAGGUGCUGCUUGUAGAUCAGUCUGAUCAAUUUGUUUUUAAGCCAAUGUUAUAUGAACUACUAUCUGGAGAAGUGGAUGACUGGGAAAUAGCACCGUCAUUUACAGACUUACUGAAGAACACCAGCGUGCAAUUUGUCAAAGACAGGGUGAAGUUUAUACGGCCUCUGGACCACUUAAAUCAUAUAGAAAUGGGGGAGCUUGGAAGGUCAUGCUCUGGAGGAUUGGUUCACCUUGAGAGUGGGAUAAUCAUUGAAUAUGACUGGUCUCUGCCUCAAUGCUCCAGGCUGGUUCUAGCUUUAGGAGCUGAAGCAAAACUUGAUGUUGUUCCAGGAUCUGCUGAAUAUGCCUUUCCUUUCUUGACCUUGGAGGAUGCUCGUAAAGUCAACAGCAAGUUAACAACAUUGGAACGACAGAGAUUUGGUAAGGAUUCACCUCCCAUACAUGUGGCUAUUGUCGGCUGUGGCUACUCUGGUGUUGAGUUAGCAGCUACCAUUUCUGAAAGACUGGAAGACAGAGGGAUAAUUCAAGCAAUCAAUGUUGAAACUACCAUUUGUCCGAAUGCUCCACCUGGAAAUAGAGAAGCUGCACUCCGAGUUCUUCAAUCUCGGAAAACUCAGCUUUUCUUGGGAUAUUUUGUUAGCUGCAUAAAGGAGGUUUCUGCAUCUGAAGAUUCAGUUGGGAUGACGAGAAUUGGAGAAGAAAUGAGUAUUGAUGCAAAGAAUCACCGAAAUAAAUUCAUCUUGGAACUUCAACCAGCCCAAAGAGGCUUAGAGAGUCAGAUUUUGGAAGCAGAUAUAGUGUUAUGGACAGUGGGAUGUAAGCCCGUAAUUCCUCAUCUAGAUCCAUUUGAUCAAUCCAACACAUUUCCGUUGAAUGGUAGAGGGCAAGCAGAAACAGAUGAAACUCUCCGUGUAAGGGGUCAUCCUCGAAUAUUUGCAAUUGGUGACUCGGCAGCAUUAAGGGAUUCCUCUGGCAAGCUGCUUCCUGCCACUGCACAGGUUGCUUUUCAGCAGGCAGAUUUUGCUGGUUGGAAUCUUUGGGCAGCAAUCAAUGACAGACCUCUAUUGCCAUUCAGGUUUCAGAAACUGGGAGAGAUGAUGACUCUUGGGAGGAAUGAUGCUGCAAUCUCACCAAGUUUCAUUGAGAGUCUGACCUUGGAGGGUCCCCUUGGGCAUGCUGAAGGCUGAAAUUGUGACUGUCGUGUAAAGAAACUGAAGCAUGAGAGACCACAUGGAAAUAUCUGACUAAAUGCUGGCUAGAGACAAAUCUAAUACAUCAAAUAUGUGAGGAGACGAAGGAGUCCAUGCUUUUUUUUGAUAGGUAUUUCCCCACCUUUUCUUCUGCUUUCUUCUUUAAAAUUUUUGGAGUUCAUUCUCUUCAGAUCAAGCAAGACGACUCAGAAGUGCAACUUGGGUAUCACAAGACAUGUCACCAUAUAUUGAAAAGAUUCAAAAAUCCUUCCACAUGAAGUCUAAUAUGAUGUCAUACUGGGUCUGGUUUUCCACAAGAACCAGGAUGAUAAAAUCAAUCCAAGUCGCAAUGAGAGGAUAUAUGUUAACAAUCUACCACUUUCCAGCCUCAUGGGAUUCCAUGGAACUGCCAUCUGCCAUUAUCCGAGUUGUGUGUCUCUUGUUAUGGGAUCCUCCACACCUCUGACAUCUACUGACCGACGGCAAAUAGUGAGCCGUAAGGGUGAAAGCUAUGUUCCUCGCCUUGUUGUCCCCCUCUUCUCUCACCAUCUUUUUUAGUGCUUAUGUGAACAUAGGUUUUGAUCCCUUGGAGAAGCAUACGAGCACAAAUUGAGCUAAAGAUGGAUCCAUUAAAAUGCCAUUAAUGGGAGUUGCUUGAACUGGAGAGUGCUGUGACGUACUCCCCAACAUAUAUUGGAGCUCAUGGAGGCUAAUGGAAGAUGACAGGAUUGAGAAGCUACCAGGGCAGCCAGAUGGAAUAGAUUUUGAUCAGUAUGUAGGUUAUAUUACAGAUGAUCCUGUGCUGCGAGAUUUCUAUUCUACUACAUUAAGUCUGCCAGAGAAUUCUUCUACUAAACCAGUAGUGCAUAAGCUUGGAGGAGGUAUUUAACCUAGGCUUAGUUCAGUAUUCCUUUUUC